Messenger RNA from Rubroshorea leprosula, 1729 nucleotides. NCBI's taxonomy places the organism in Eukaryota, Viridiplantae, Streptophyta, Magnoliopsida, Malvales, Dipterocarpaceae. The record is from the annotation of a GenBank genome assembly.
AGAGCUAAAUUCAACAGUAAAUCUUUAAAAAAUUUGUGGGGAUUUUCUUUGUUGACCUUAUUACCUCCUUCCGAAUCUACAGAGUUGGAGUUUCGGUUCUUUUUUAUCCCAUUUCGAAUAAUACAUUUUUCUCUCUCUUUCUCUGUACCUGAAAGUUUGUCUUCUUGAUUCAUUUCCCUCAAUUCAAUCCAAGCAAUCUUUUUCUCACCAAAAAUUGAAAACCCUUUUGUUGUAUGCUGUUUUCUCUCCCAAAAAUCGAUAAAAAUUCAAUCUUGUUCUGUAAUGAUGAUGACAAUGGAGGGAAUGAUGGAUAAGGGAGUAUUGGAUGACGUACUAAAGAGGUUAUUGGAGGGUGGAGGAGGCAAGCAGGUACAGCUUUCUGAGGGAGAGAUCCGUCAGCUUUGCAUUAAUGCUCGUCAAAUCUUCCUCUCACAGCCCAAUCUCGUCGAUGUUCAAGCUCCCAUUCGCAUCUGUGGUGAUAUACAUGGACAGUACCAGGACCUUCUGAGGCUAUUUGAGUAUGGUGGGUACCCUCCUGAUGCAAACUAUCUGUUUCUCGGGGAUUAUGUAGAUCGAGGCAAGCAAAGUUUGGAGACGAUAUGCUUGCUUUUGGCCUAUAAAAUAAGAUAUCCUGAUAGGAUUUGUCUCUUGAGGGGAAACCAUGAAGAGGCAAAGGUGAAUCGAAUUUAUGGGUUUUAUGAUGAGUGUAAGAGGAGAUUCAAUGUUAGGCUUUGGAAAAUAUUUACGGACUGCUUUAAUUGUUUGCCUGUGGCUGCUCUUAUUGAUGAAAAGAUACUCUGCAUGCAUGGAGGGCUGUCCCCAGAGUUGGAAAAUUUGAAUCAAAUAAGGGAAAUUCAGAGGCCAACUGAAAUUCCAGACAGUGGUCUCCUCUGUGAUCUGCUAUGGUCUGAUCCCAAUCCCAAGAUUGAGGGAUGGGGAGAGAGUGAUCGAGGAGUUUCGUGUACUUUUGGAGCUGAUGUAGUUCAUGACUUUUUAGACAAGAAUGACCUUGAUCUCAUUUGCCGUGGUCAUCAGGUUGUGGAGGAUGGCUAUGAGUUUUUUGCUAACCGAAGAUUAGUUACAAUAUUUUCGGCCCCGAACUAUGGUGGUGAAUUUGACAAUGUUGGUGCUCUAUUGAGUGUUGAUGAAGCUCUUGUAUGCUCCUUUGAUAUAUUGAAACCAGUUGACAAUAAAGCAUCAUCUAGCAAUGCUAACAAGGUCCCCCUGAAGAAGCCCCAUAAAAUCUAAGGAGGCUUGAUGCACCAUGAAAGAGGGGGUUUUGGAGUUCUUGUUCAUUCCAUCAAGUAGGAAAUACAGUAAUCUGAUUCAAUCUAGGGCUUCGGUUACCUGUUGGCUAAAGGAUCAGCUAGGAAGCCUGCCAGAAGUCGAUGCUAGCCAGCAAUUUAAUUGCAAGGAAGUUAUCAAAAAGUUUAAAAAAAAAAAAAAGGGAGGUCUGUACAAGAACGAUGCUGCAUUAGCAGAAAUUUUGCGUUGUAGAUAUUAUUGAGGUACCUUGUACUUUGGAUACUCACUAUCAGCUAUCAACUAUCAACUAUCAACUAUCAACAUGCCAUUAGCAAGUAUCCAAAAGGAAAUAGAUCGUCUUGAUUUGUGUUGAAUAUAUUUGUACAUUUGUUGUUUUGUUUAGAUCAAGUGCCUGCUGAAAAGUCACAGGGAUAUGGUCGAAUAGCUUGAGUUUCCUUUCCUCAACUAAAGUCAAUUCACACAU